AUGGCGAUGGUCACCGGUCUCAUCCCCAUCCUCCGCACGGCUCUGGAAGCUACCACGGAUUACACGGGGAGGACUAUGUGGUUUGGAUUCGCGGUGGUACGCCUUCUCGCUCUCUAUGUAUCUGAGCUUCCUUGGGGUAAACUGGAUCUGGACUUUGAUUGUCGCGGUAACGAAACUUCUGAGUUCUGCCGUAAAGCUUGUUUCAAUGAGCACUUCAAUGUGCCGGUCAUCUCCCUGUGGAACAGCGCCUACGUCUUCUUCGUGGCCUCCAUCCUCCUCAUGGAGCUCUUCACCUCUCAGCUCCGCCAUAACCUGACCAAGGCUUCCAUGAAGAAGAAGAUGGUGCAGUGUGAUGGGCCUCUGCUGGGGACCUGGACUUCAGACUUAGCCCACAAGGACCUGGUGCUGGACUUCCACCAGCAGAGGAGGCUCCUGCUCCUCUACCUGCUCUGCAUCCUCGUGCGCCUGCUCGGGGAGCUCACCUUCUUGUACGUCCUGUUUUAUUGGCAUCUUCCUCUGAUUUCCAGUGACCCCAUUGAAUGCUCCACCUUGUUCUGCCCUGGGCCCUUCACUUGUCUGGUACGGUUCCCAGCAGAGAAGCGCAUGUCCCUCUACCUCCUUGGUUCCUUGUCCACCAUCUUGGUUCUGGCCUGCAUCGUGUUUGGACUCUACAGCAUCUUCCAUUACUUGGCCAACUGCCAGACCCGCCAGGAGGACUCUGUGUAA
Bufo bufo (common toad) is the source of this 726-nucleotide messenger RNA. RefSeq names its product gap junction beta-3 protein-like. Gene Ontology annotation, cellular component: connexin complex. Lineage: Eukaryota; Metazoa; Chordata; Amphibia; Anura; Bufonidae. The transcript has a single exon. The coding region runs from base 1 to 726 and encodes 241 amino acids. The record is from RefSeq and is a predicted model, not a curated record. Gene Ontology annotation, biological process: cell communication.